GCACAAGACAAACGCUUCCACUCUUCAAAAUUUUAAUAUUUAUUUUCUUUUACAAACAUUUUACUUCAUAUUCCGGGUAAAUAAAUAAACCACUAUAAAUAGAGCGGAAAUCUGUAGCGGAAGUUAUAAACUGCUUGAUACAUUUAUCUAUUUUUCAUCACAAAUAAACAGUGAUUAUCAACUUAUCUGGUUAGUGAAUUCAAUCUCCUUUUUAGUCCUUCCCAGAAGAAGAUAUGGGAAGUGAGUCUUACGAGGAGGCGAUUGCAGCUUUGUCGAAGCUUCUCAGUGAGAAAGCUGAUCUCGUAAGUGUUGCCGCUGAAAAAAUCAAGCAAAUAACAGCCGAGUUAGAGGCAGCUGGCAGUUGCGACGCCGACAACCGGAUCAAAACCGGUUUCCUUCAUUUCAAGUCAGAAAAAUUCGAGAAAAAUCCUGAUUUGUACGGUACACUUGCCAAAGGCCAAAGCCCCAAGUAUUUGAUAUUUGCAUGCUCGGACUCUCGAGUGUGUCCGUCCCACAUCCUGGAUUUCCAGCCAGGGGAAGCUUUUAUGGUUCGAAACAUUGCCAGCAUGGUCCCGCCAUAUGACAAGAAUAAAUACUGCGGAGUUGGUGCGGCUAUUGAAUAUGCAGUCCUGCAUCUGAAGGUGGAGAAUAUUGUGGUCAUUGGACACAGCAACUGUGGAGGUAUCAAAGGGCUAAUGUCUAUCCCAGAUGAUGGCACCACUGCUAGUGAUUUCAUAGAACAAUGGGUUAGUAUCUGUGGAUCUGCAAAGACCAAGGUGAAAUCAGAAAAAAACGAGAUGAGUUUCGCGGAGCAAUGCACCUACUGCGAGAAGGAAGCAGUGAAUGUAUCUUUGGGGAACCUAUUGACAUAUCCAUUUGUGAGAGAGGCAUUGGUUAAGAAAACCCUUGUCUUGAAAGGUGCACAUUAUGAUUUUGUCAACGGAAAGUUUGAUCUUUGGAAUCUCAACUUCCAAAUCUCUCCCACCUUAGAUUUAUGAGCUUUUUUUCUUUUGCACUUUCAGCAUAUCACAUUGAAUAAAAAUCAAUUGUUGGAUCGUUUUUGGACUAAAAAGAAAUUGAGUUAGCCCGAGUUUGCAUGUAGCAAAACAAAAUUGAGGACAAAGCAUGAGAAUGAGCAUGCAUUACUCCUUAACCCAUAAAUAGAAGGAUAAUGCAUUUUUGUGCAUUCAAACUCGCAUCUUCUUACAUUAGUAACAAUGCUCAUUUUAAUUGAGUUAAGACUCAAUUAGCAAAAGCAUAUAUUAUUAAGAAUGUUGUUUCUUUUUACUAUGUUCAAAUAAAUAAAAAUUAAUUUAAAUAAGAAAA
This is a messenger RNA of Gossypium arboreum, 1326 nucleotides long. RefSeq names its product carbonic anhydrase 2-like. Bases 234 to 998 code for a protein of 254 amino acids. Gene Ontology annotation, biological process: carbon utilization. The transcript has 9 exons. NCBI's taxonomy places the organism in Eukaryota, Viridiplantae, Streptophyta, Magnoliopsida, Malvales, Malvaceae. Gene Ontology annotation, molecular function: zinc ion binding; carbonate dehydratase activity. The record is from RefSeq and is a predicted model, not a curated record.